This is a messenger RNA of Dunckerocampus dactyliophorus (ringed pipefish), 4316 nucleotides long. It is a transcript of the gene slc25a14, whose product is annotated as solute carrier family 25 member 14. The record is from RefSeq and is a predicted model, not a curated record. The coding region runs from base 799 to 1620 and encodes 273 amino acids. Lineage: Eukaryota; Metazoa; Chordata; Actinopteri; Syngnathiformes; Syngnathidae. The transcript has 8 exons. Gene Ontology annotation, biological process: mitochondrial transport. Gene Ontology annotation, cellular component: mitochondrial membrane.
ACGUGGUGUCCUAUAGUGAGUUUUAUGUUUCAUUUAAGUGAAAUUGGGUUCAGUUGAUUGUCUGUGAUUGCAAGACUACGAGGCUUUUAUCCUCAUGUUCACUGGCUUCCACUUAAGCAGAAGAGUUGUUUGUAGCUGCAGCUAACAAUUAAAGUGUUAUGUAUGUCAAUAAAUGUACAAUUCACUUAUAAUCUACACAUUCAAGUGUAAAUGCUGCCUCCCCCACCCCCACAUUAAACAUAUCACUGUCAAAAGAUGUUCCUACAGCAUGUAUAAUGCUUUGCAGCCCUGUCGCUAUCGUGGAAUAGUGUUUAGAAGACAUUAUGUACACAAGACAUGACUUACUCUGUUCUGUGGCAACUUUGACGCAGUGGUCAUUCUUCCUUGUUUUGUGUACUGGCGGAAUAACAUUCUUUUUCAAAAUGCGUUUAUACCGUACUUUCAAGCCAAAUGCUUCUUGUAAAGGUGUUCCUUCGAAGAAGUCAUCAGUGAAAUGAUCACUGCAAAGGACAGAACUCGAGGUGGCCGUCCAUCUGUCUCUCCUUUUCUGCACUUGCUUCGUCCAUUGUUAAACCUUCCUCUUUUGGAAAAGAAAACAUACUUACAGUAUCACUUGAAUACUAUUAACAUCCAGCAGCAACGCAACAUUUUGGCAUGUUUAUAUUUUCAUGAAAAAUAUGCUGAACCAAUUGGACGAUCCACCUCGAGAAGCAUUUGUUUACUCAGCUUUAGCUGAGAGCUGUUACCACGAUGUUGUCACUUCCAGAAAUGAGGCUGAACUGCGAGAGCUAACUCAUCAUGGCAGGCGCCACAAACUAUAAAUGCACUUUCCCCAUAGAUCUAACAAAGACGCGGCUACAGGUCCAGGGUCAGUCCCAGUACACAGAGGUCCGCUACAGAGGCAUGUUUCACGCCCUCUUCAGGAUUGGCAAGGAGGAGGGCAUCCGGGCGCUCUACUCCGGAAUUUCACCUGCGCUUUUGAGACAAGCUUCUUACGGCACAAUCAAGAUCGGAACCUAUAACUCUCUCAAGAGGCUUUUUGUCAGUCAUCCAGAAGAUGAGACCAUGGUCAUCAAUGUCUUCUGUGGCGUCGUCUCCGGCGUCCUGUCGUCGUCGCUGGCCAACCCCACUGACGUCCUGAAGAUCCGAAUGCAGGCGCAGGGCAGUCUCCUCCAAGGCAGCAUGAUGUCCAACUUCAUCAACAUCUACCAGACGGAAGGCACAAGAGGCCUGUGGCGAGGCGUCAUCCCCACAGCGCAGCGAGCUGCCAUCGUCGUCGGGGUUGAACUUCCCGUCUAUGACAUCACAAAGAAGCACCUCCUCAGAUCUGGCGCCAUGGGAGACACCAUUUUGACACAUUUUAUUUCAAGUUUCACAUGCGGCCUGGCGGGGGCGCUGGCCUCCAACCCCGUGGACGUGGUCCGCACCCGGAUGAUGAACCAGCGAGUGCUGUCGGGAGCACCCAUGUACAAAGGCACUUUGGACGGAGUGAUGCAGACGUGGAGGAACGAAGGAUUCUUUGCUCUCUACAAGGGCUUCUGGCCUAACUGGCUGCGAUUGGGGCCUUGGAACAUCAUUUUCUUCAUCACCUUUGAGCAACUGAAGAAGCUCCCAUUUUAACUGGACCCGAGAAGCAAGACAGCACUGGUCAGUCGGGACUGUGUCGGGCCAUGAAGUGCAGUGGUGACGCAGCAGCAGCAGCAGCAGCAGCAGCAGCAGAAGAAGAAGAAGAAGAAGCAGCAGCAUCACCGGCACCACACUGUUUUACCAGCAACUCAACACAGCAUCGCCUGCUUACAAGCCUCACAUUGUUUUCUUUUUGUUUGCUAUGUUCUAUUUAUUUAUUGUGACUUAUUGUUGUUUUCAUACAGUCGUGAGCACUGAGACCAGGCAGCUACUUUGUAGUUUAGAAGCACCGUGGAGUAGGUGAGUGGAACCUUAACCUCAGGCAAAACGUCUUGUUAAUCUGCAGAAAUCCUGACCACAUGGACGCUUAAUUCAUGGAUGAGGAAAUAGGGAAGUGCUUCAAAUGACAAGCUGACUGUUACAAGGCAGCUCAUCAACACUCCACAUGAAUCCAAAGAUGUGAUCUUUGAAACAAGGAGGUGCCAAACCGUUACAGUCUUUACAUUUUAAUAAUAUUUCCACAGUAUUGACCCUAUUCGUGCCAGGAGAGGCUUUAAAAAAGAAGAAGCGGGCUGCUGUGAUAUCAUUAACAUUGCACAAGCAAGCUCAGAAUGCUGAAUGUACAGUAUAUUUACUGAUAGAAAUCCUCAACUUGUUCGCAGUUUAGUUUUUCAUCGUGUUGGAUAGUAUUACGUACGUGGAUUUCAUCCUUUGAUUAAUAGGAGAUUCUUAAACUUGCCAUACGCAUGAACGUCCUUAUGAUGUGUCCUCCGCUGCUUUAUCUAAAGAUGGAUUCAGUUUCAGAGGCUAUUGUUCACUUGCUGACUUUGCAUCUCUCCAACAGACCAAACUGAAUUCCAGUGAUUGCAGUUUAUGGGAGAUGACAAAAGAAAAUGCGACCAAAGCUGCCAAUCAGUCAAAGAUAACGCUGCUAACGUCCCAUCUUGUCUUUCGUGAGAUGACCAUACAUUGGUCCCUUUUGGUGCAACUUUUCGUCUUUGGUGACAGAAAAGACAAGUGUCCAAACAUGUCAGUCUCUAGCAGGCGCCCCACUUGUUCCCCUUUUGUGUUGCUGUCCAAUGAAAGCAUGCACUGGUAUUGUUUGGUUGGUCAGGUAAAAUUUUAAAACAUGUAAUAAAUUUGCAGGUACGGUUCAGCAGAUUUUACCAUAGAAAUGAAUGGAAAUAGAAAAUAAUCCAUUCUAGGGUCCAACUGUUGCCAUUUUGAAACAUUUAACAUUCUUUACUGUCUUACAGUGUAAAAAGAAGUUAACCACCGUCCAUAUUCAAACGUACAAACCGUUAACACUCUUACGUACGCACUUUUAUGAACAAAUGAGGUUGCAAUAAGAGUUAUGUUGGUGGUUUUUUUGUUGCAUUAAUUGUACAUGAAUUAUGUCAAGCGUAAAAAGAAGUUAACCGUUCUUUAAGCCUUUGAUGCUUGCUGAGCUGAGCUCCAGUGAGGUGCACUGAGAGCUUGCAAGAUGUACAGAAAUCUCACACAAUAUGCCAUCUUUGGGGGAACAUUUCUACCCAAAAUCUACCAAAAAGGAAAAUAAGACAUCAGUGUUCACAUCUUGAAAUGCUUUUGUUGCUCUUCAUUGGAUGGCGACAGUUUGUUGUUUUGCCAGAUCAGGAAAACCAAGGCUGUCUAACUACAUUUCUUCACUGGUUUUGAUGGAGUUAAGUUGUUUUGGAGUGUUUUUUUGCACACCAACUAUAUCCUGGCAGCACUUUAAAGCUCAGACAAACCAAUACUUGCUGUGUUGCUGUUGUGUAUUUGUGUGUAUUUCCUUGUCGUCACAUUGUCUCUCAAGUCUCCACACAUUUUUUUGAAGCUUCUAUGAGAAGCAUUUUGUAUGCGGUUCUAUUUAUUUUGACAUUUUCUUGGCUGAUGUAUUUUUGGCCUCUUUGUCGAGUGAACACAAACGAUGGAUGCUGCUUUCGGUUUUCCUCUGUGUGUGCGUGUUUAUAUUUAUUGCAGUUUCCUCACUCUGUCACCAUUCCUUAUUCCCUUCAUUGAUUUAUUUUUUUUUACAAUUCUGUUUUUAUUUUUGAUUGUAGCUAAUGUACCUUUUCCCUUGGUCAUGUCAAACAAAAUCAUGAAGUGAAAAUCCACUAUAGGUCAUCAGUGAAAUGAUUCAUGUAAAAGGUCAAAAAGGCAGCAAAUAAUCAGUGGGAAGUGAGCACAUGUUCUCUUGACCUCCAGUGAUCAGCUUUCUUUUGUGCUGCUUGUACAUCUCAGCUUGUGUUUUAUGGUGGAGGUUUGGAAUGGAGAUUGUUGGGGUUUUUCCUUCCCCUCUUAAAACAGUCACAGAAUGGCUUAAAUUAAAUUGUUGUACACAAAAUAAUAAUUUAAAAAAAUACGAUGGAUCCAGUGAUUUUUUUCUGUGUUUAUGUCCUGAAAAGGAUCAAACAAACUUAAUUAUGAGUUUAAAAAACAUUGAAGGAUAGAAAAACGGUUUAUUCUGUAUGAAAUUAUUUUAAAUAUGCUAAAUGUGUAGUUUUGUUUAUUUUAUCAUUAUUGUAUUAUAUUUAAAAAUAACGUAAUGUGUUUAAAUGUAAUGUAAAAAAAAAACAUUUAAAAGGUAUACUGUAUUAACGAUAAUAUUAAAAAGUGCAAAAUGAUGUUUGUAAAUGUAUGGUAGCUGUUGGAACAAAGGACCUCCUCUUAUUCAUGAUAUUUAAAAA